Sipha flava (yellow sugarcane aphid) is the source of this 851-nucleotide messenger RNA. RefSeq names its product DNA replication complex GINS protein PSF2 (gene Psf2). The record is from RefSeq and is a predicted model, not a curated record. Gene Ontology annotation, biological process: double-strand break repair via break-induced replication; DNA replication. Bases 106 to 711 code for a protein of 201 amino acids. Gene Ontology annotation, cellular component: nucleus; GINS complex. The transcript has 4 exons. NCBI's taxonomy places the organism in Eukaryota, Metazoa, Arthropoda, Insecta, Hemiptera, Aphididae.
GGAUUUCGCUGACAACUUGUUCAGUGACGACCAGUGAACAAAAACAACGUUCUCCGCCGCGGACAGUAUUUACGUAAAGCGGUGUCGUUGUUUUCGGUGGACAAAAUGCAUCCGUCCGAGAUCGAAUUCAUGGCCGAGAACGAGAUCAUUCAAAUCGUGCCUACGUUCAACCACGCCAGCCAUGUGCACCUGAUUUGCGGCUCGUACGGCCCGUUCCGCGCGGGACUGCCGCUCAACGUGCCCAUCUGGGUGGCGAUCAACUUGCGCCAGAAGAAGACGUGCCGUAUUCUGGCGCCCGACUGGAUGGCCGUCGACAAGCUGAACGAGAGGAUCGAAGAAGAAAAAGCGUCCAAGUUUUUCACGCCGUUGCCGACCAACUAUUACCUGGAAAUCACCCAAAUGCUAUUAGAUGUGGCCAGCGAAGACAUCCCGCAGGGUAACGAAAUCAAAACGGCGGUCAAAGAUUUGUGGGAUUUAAGAAUAGCUAAAUUAAGAUCUUCUGUGGAUUUAUUCAUUAAAGAAGGACGUGUCCAGGCUUCUUUAAACCAUUUGACACCAAUGGAAAUUAAUUCUGUAAGACCAGUGUUUCCAGAUACCUUAGAUGCUUUAAUGAUACUUCAUGAACAUAUAAGCUCAAACGAUGAUAGAGAUGAUAACAGUCAAACUUCAACGGCAACUCCCAGUUCAGCUUCUUUUUCGUUAUCUAUGUAACUGUUUCGAUCAUCUUUUCCUGUAUUGUAGGGUCAAAAUUAGAUAUAUAUUUUUUUACACCAGAGUUAAAUCAAAUAAUUAUUUUUUUGUAUGGAAAUUUAUUUCCAGUGAUACUAGCCUAUUAAUUCUUUUUUUUUUAA